Lepus europaeus (European hare) is the source of this 2226-nucleotide messenger RNA. It is a transcript of the gene CCNL2, whose product is annotated as cyclin L2. The record is from RefSeq and is a predicted model, not a curated record. Gene Ontology annotation, biological process: regulation of transcription by RNA polymerase II. Gene Ontology annotation, molecular function: cyclin-dependent protein serine/threonine kinase regulator activity. Bases 1 to 669 code for a protein of 222 amino acids. NCBI's taxonomy places the organism in Eukaryota, Metazoa, Chordata, Mammalia, Lagomorpha, Leporidae. The transcript is spliced from 6 exons. Gene Ontology annotation, cellular component: nucleus.
AUGGCGGCGGCGGCGGUCCCGGGGCCGCUGGGCCCCGCGGCGGGAGCCGGCGCCCCGAGCUCGGGCGGCACGGCGCCCGGGCCGCAGGGGGUGCUCAUCGGGGACCGGCUGUACUCGGGCGUGCUCAUCACGCUGGAGAACUGCCUUCUGCCUGACGAGAAGCUCCGCUUCACGCCGUCCAUGUCGAGCGGGCUGGACACCGACACGGAGACCGACCUCCGCGUGGUGGGCUGCGAGCUCAUCCAGGCGGCCGGCAUCCUGCUCCGCCUGCCGCAGGUGGCCAUGGCUACCGGGCAAGUGUUGUUCCAGCGCUUCUUCUACACCAAGUCCUUCGUGAAGCACUCCAUGGAGCACGUGUCCAUGGCCUGUGUCCACCUGGCCUCCAAGAUCGAGGAGGCGCCGCGGCGCAUCCGGGACGUCAUCAACGUGUUCCACCGCCUGCGGCAGCUGCGGGCAGAGAAGAAGCCCGCGCCUCUGCUGCUGGACCAAGACUACGUCAACCUGAAGAACCAGAUCAUCAAGGCCGAGAGACGGGUUCUGAAGGAGCUGGGUUUCUGCGUCCACGUGAAGCACCCUCACAAGAUCAUCGUUCUGUACCUUCAGGUGCUAGAGUGCGAGCGCAGCCAGCACCUGGUCCAGACCUCAUGGGUAGCCUCUGAGGGUAAGUGACUAAGACUUCUCCUGUGCUGUCCAAGCGCUUUGGUGCAGGGACAGCGGCGACGUCAGGCUGUCCAGCGGAGGCUGCUCUAGACUGGCGGUACGCGCGGUAGUGGCCACGGCCGGCGCUGCUGCUGGCCCUCACGAUUGUGCUCCUUGCUAACCCUCUCGAGCUUUGGUAACCGUAUCCGUAGAGCUGGUAAAUGCACAUGGAAGAUGCCGUGCCUUCUGGGGCACAGCGAGGGCGGGGGCUGGGCUGUGGGGCCGUCUCUAGAGCUGACGCAUUCUUAGAAAAGGUGUGCGUCUAAGUUCCACGGACACUCGACUGUGGGAACUUACUCCAAACGUGGCAGUGACUUACGUAAUUUGAGGACUUUGUUGUUGAACUUAAUGUUAAUGGAUUGACGUCGCAGCCCUGAGUGCUGAGGGCUGGCUAGAAGGCUGCCGGGCUGCCGGGCUGCCCUGCCAGAGGCGUCUGUAGAAUCCAGAAUUUACCCGUCCCUGGGGGUCUGGGUGGGUUUGUCUGCUGCCCUCUCCUGGGCUUAUUUGGGGUGGGGUGGGGGUGGGGGCCGGAAGUCCGUCAGGGCGCAGCCUGACUUGUGUGCCCCCGGGGUGCGGCCGAUUCCCGGGCUCACUGCCGCUUAUGGCCUUUCGAGUGUUCUCAUGGGAUUGUUUGUGUCACAACGCUGAUGAAACCAGUUUAAAUCUGAUUUUAAUCUAUUAAAUCUUAGAGAAAUGUAGUUUCUUACAUAUUAGAGAAGUAAUGUAUGUAAAGGAGAACGUUACAAAUAUUGAUGGUUUUUAAAUGUUUUAACAUUUUGAAAAAUGUAAAGUUUGUAUCUAUAUCUCUUCUGAAGUAUGAUAAAAUUUUAAAGAUGUUCUUACGGUGAUGAAACGGAGUAUUUUGUUGCUUCUGUCUGAUUCUGUGAAUGUUCAUUUUAAGACUCCUUAUUGAAUGGGGACAGUUUGGAAACGGCUGUCUAAGCCCGAGAAGAGGACGCCCCUUUGGGCACUGGCUUCCUCUGCAUGGCACCCCUGGCCCCGCCUUGCGCCCAGGGGAACUGUCCCCGGUGCCCGUGGACUCCCUCGUGGAAGUAGCAGCUCAGUUGCCCAGAGAAGGACCAGGCCUCGGGCACUCUCGGACGAGCAGGACGCAGGAGGACGGCGCAUCUCCCGGCAGCCUCGUGGCCGCGGCUCAGCCGGUCCAUUUGAGUUUGCAUGUCUCUGCACCGUGGAUGUUGAGCGUUUGGAUCCUUUAAUCAGUGCAUUCCGACUGCUGCAGGAGGCUGCUCUGAGGCCGUGUGCGUUGCAUGGAGCAGGCCAGAGCUGAGGGAAAGUCAAGUUGAAGUCGGUUCUCUUCAUAGCAACUCGCCUGACAUUCAGCCAGCUUUUUCCCCCAGUAAUAUGUCCUCCUGUCUGCGUAGGAAGCAGCUAGGAUGUCCUUGGGUAGCCUCACGCCCCAGGCCUGUAGCUCUAGGCUGUAGGAGCAGUGGAGGGAGCAGCAGGGCCGUGGGAGGCGUGGCUGGAGCUGGGGCUGGGGCUGUGCGCUGCAGCUCCUCCUCCCUUGGU